GAGAUGCACAGUGAGCUCUAAACCACUGCUCGUCAUAUAUAGGAACGUAUACUUGGGGAAAUCAAUCGCUGGGUGCAGGGGGCUCGCUUGGAAGAGGAGCUGCCGAUGCCUGAUGAAGUCACCGGAGACGGGAAGACACCGGUAGAUGUUCUUUGAUACGAGAAGGGACCGGUUUAAUUUCCUGGGGAGGUAUAGAAUUGGAUGCAGGAGUGGUAUCUGUGACUGUGGGCUGUAGAGGAAUACAAGGAUUAAUUUUAUAGCAGUUUUUUAUGUAUUAUGGGUUCUUCUAAGCGAAAAAUGGGCUCAAAUACAGAACUGGCCAACAGCAUCCUCAAUAAAUUAAAAGAAAGCAAUGGUUCCAUGGAAACUCUUGAAUUGGCUCGAUCGCUGGGAAGGCGUUCUCGCAAGGACGUUAACCCCACGCUGUACCGGAUGCAAAAGAACGGCCUUAUCUUGAAGGUGUCCGCAUCACCUCCAAAAUGGGGCUUAAAACAUGAGGUGACUGUUGGCCCUCUGCAUGGUGCGACCGCAGAGGAUGGGGACAAUCAGCAGGAGGCAGAAGAAACUGGGGAGGAAGCCCUUUCUGGUGGCAGCGGUGGGAUCGACAGAGAGGAUGUCGGGGAAACGGAAGUCAUGGAGGAAGGGAGCGGAGGUGACGUUCCUGCCGCGGAGCCUUUGGGUCGUCCUAUUAAUCAUUCCACACCCAUAGACGCAGGUCGGCUUUUCCCUCCGAAUCACUCCGGGUACAACGGGACACAUCCUCUGCCCGGCGUUGACCCCAUGCCUUCGCCAACCAACAAUUCCAGCUCAAGUGAUGAUUCAGAAACGGCGGAGCAACCUGUUAUGUUUGCAAAACCGCCACCUCCACCACACGAACUGCAGCAAAGCUUCUCAAAGCCAUACACGCCAAAUGGCAUGGACCAUAGGUUACUGGUGGCGUUGAACGAAAAAGUAGAAUCUAUCCAUUCCAAUGAUCUUGCCAAACAGCUUGGUUACCGCACCAAGAAGGAGAUCAACCCAACUUUGUUUAGUAUGCAAAAGAAAGGACUUGUAAGAAAAGUGUGUGAGUCUCCCCCUAUGUGGGUCAUCACCCAGUACGGGAGACAGAUUCUCGAGACUGAUCAGCAGCAGCAGCAAAGUGCAGAACAGGCGCAACCGAAACCGAGUCAGUUUCCAGGGAUGGUGAGUCCUCCCGUGCCAGGCAUUGCUCCUCAGAUGGUAAACAUGGGACCACAGAUGGAGCAGUUCCAGGGAACUCCUGGACAUCCGUUCCCGCACAUCCCUCAGAGUCCCCAACCACUCCUGAAUACCAACGACGACAGACAGUCCAUCCAUAAUGAAAGAGUCAAUCUCCAAGCAGCAAUUAAUGCGGGGAUACCGCCAGAAUUUGCCACGUUAAUGUUUGCCUCUGCGGACAUGGAGAUGAAGGUUUUGUGCGCAUUGAGCAAUCAACAGACUCAAGGAACUCUAGAGAUAGUCCAUAAUGUAGGUCUCAACAGAGGCAAGGCCAAAGAUGUGAAUCCUUCGCUCUAUGGGCUUGCCAAACGGGGAUACAUCACUAAAGUCACGGACAGUCCUCCAACCUGGCACAUCAACGAGAAGGGCGUCGACCUCAUCACCAAGGAGAAAAAGCCAAUGGAAAUGAACGGCGCCACCAAACCGAUGGAGAUUCCAAACCAUGUCAACCUGGUGACGGGGGCACCCGGAGUUCUCAUGUCACAACCAAUGGGGGCGCCAAACCAUCAGAGUGGCAUGCUUCCUCCUGAUCCUCGGUCUCUCCUGCAGAGUUGGGAUCAAGGAAGACAAGGUCCUGGCUUUAUCCCAGUCUCUUCUUUUACACCAACCAUUCCUACUCAGGUUGCCCCCAUCCGAGCUACCACCAUGCCUUACAUGCCCCCCAAUUCCUUUGCAAACCAAGUCAACAGCACCCCUAUCCCAGCAUCACCAGCUCCCCAGCCACAGUCUUCCCACAAUGCACCAGCCAUCGGGUCGUCGACAGGUCAGGCAAUCAACAAUGAGAUGUUUGCUGCUAUCAAUAAGAACCCUGUGAGUGCGUUGACGGAGUAUGCCCAGGCCAGGCAUCUACCGGUUUCAAUAGAUCUUCUUCAGCAGUCUGGACCACCACAUAAUCCAAGGUUUGUCUUUGCUGCCUGCGUUGGAGGAAGAAGGUUCCAGCACGUCACGAGUCGGAGCAAGAAGGAUGGAAGGAGAGAAGCGGCUGAUAUGGCCCUCCGUACUUUGGUAGCAGAGGGUUCUCUGCAACCCAAGCUAACGCCAAUGCCAGUUGUCUCGACUUCAUCCAAUGGGGAAACAACAUUCUUUGACCGUAUUGCUGCCUUAAGUCAUCAAACGUUCAACUCGCUGGCUGCUAGCAUCCCCGACUCAAUCAGCGGAAGGAAAGUCCUCGCCGCUCUAAUCAUGAAACGAGGCGAGGAGGACGAAGGAACGGUUAUCAGUUUAGGAACAGGCAAUCGGUGUGUGACGGGAGACAAGCUUAGCAUGGAAGGACGAACGGUCAAUGAUUCUCAUGCUGAGAUUAUCACCAGAAGGGCUUUCUUGAGGUAUCUGUACAAUCAGCUCCAAACCUACGCCAAGACACCCAACGAAACCAUCCUUACUCAGGGAAGCAACGGGAAGCUCCGCCUCCUUCCAGAAGUGACCCUUCACCUCUACAUUAGCACCGCCCCCUGCGGAGACGGGGCGCAGUUCUCCCGGACGGACGCCGGGGAGAACGAAGAGGGCCCGGAAGGGAUUGAUUUCUGCGGCUUUGCCAAACAUCUACCAACGUUUGGUAAAACCAGUCAGGGAUUGCUCAGAACGAAGAUGGAACAAGGAGAAGGCACUAUUCCCGUAAACACCCGUGAAUCUGUACAGACGUGGGACGGCAUCAUGAGAGGGGAGAGGCUCCGGACAAUGUCAUGCAGCGAUAAAGUAGCCAGUUGGAAUCUGCUCGGACUACAGGGGGCGCUGUUGUCUCAUUUCAUUGAGCCUAUCUACUUGAGUUCAAUAUCAUUAGGUUCAUUAUACCAUCAUGGCCACCUCGCGAGGGCGGUCUGCUGCCGGGUCUCGUCCGCCCAUGACAACUUCACCCCUACGGAGCUGGAUAACCUAUCUCUCCCUGCAGAGUAUCAUGUCAACCAUCCCCAGCUCGGGUGCGUAAGAGCCAUAGAUCCACCAAGGGGUACAGAGAAGACCAAGUCAUUGAGUAUCAACUGGUAUAAGGGGUGCGAGAAACCGGAGGUGACGGAUGGGACCAAAGGAAGAAUCCAGGGUGUCCUUCACUCCCAGCUAUGCAAGGCCGAGAUGUUCAGCGAGUACCAGCAGACGUGCCGACUCUUCGACCGAUGCGACCUCCUGGAAGCCAGGACCUACCACGAUGCCAAGCUCAGUGCCGAGAGCUAUCAUUCUGCCAAGAAGUAUCUGAAGUGCAUCCUGAACCAGGCUAACUAUGGCUCGUGGAUGGAAAAACCCAUAGAAGAAGAGCUCUUUGCCAACUGAAUGAUC
This is a messenger RNA of Lytechinus variegatus (green sea urchin), 3504 nucleotides long. Its product is annotated as double-stranded RNA-specific adenosine deaminase-like. Gene Ontology annotation, cellular component: nucleolus; cytoplasm. The coding region runs from base 277 to 3498 and encodes 1073 amino acids. NCBI's taxonomy places the organism in Eukaryota, Metazoa, Echinodermata, Echinoidea, Temnopleuroida, Toxopneustidae. The record is from RefSeq and is a predicted model, not a curated record. Gene Ontology annotation, molecular function: double-stranded RNA binding; tRNA-specific adenosine deaminase activity; double-stranded RNA adenosine deaminase activity. Gene Ontology annotation, biological process: adenosine to inosine editing; RNA processing. The transcript is spliced from 10 exons.